Messenger RNA from Petromyzon marinus (sea lamprey), 1288 nucleotides. RefSeq lists its product as uncharacterized. Gene Ontology annotation, biological process: cell differentiation; regulation of transcription by RNA polymerase II. Gene Ontology annotation, molecular function: DNA-binding transcription factor activity, RNA polymerase II-specific; RNA polymerase II cis-regulatory region sequence-specific DNA binding. Lineage: Eukaryota; Metazoa; Chordata; Hyperoartia; Petromyzontiformes; Petromyzontidae. Gene Ontology annotation, cellular component: nucleus. The record is from RefSeq and is a predicted model, not a curated record.
CCACCAUCCCUUAAACCGCGCCUCACCCCUUUCCACGAGAACCCACACCCCCUCCCCCGCCUCCUCCACCCCACGCCCCUUAAGGGUACAUGAGCCUCGUUGCACACGAAAGCCGGGCUCAUUCGCUCUCCUGCAAGCGGCGAGGAUCUGUCUGCUACCAUGAAGAAAAGCAUGUUCUCCUCGGUGGAGUGGCUGGCGGGCCUCAGCUGUGGAGAGAAGGAGCGGGGAGCGGUGCAGAUGACGGUGGCUGGGGAGCUGUCGCCAUCCGCUUCCUUCUUGUCAUCACCAUCACCGUCGUCGUCGUCGUCAUCGUCGUCAUACUAUUCCUUGUCAUCAUCAUCUUUGUCGUCGUCGUCAUCAUUCUUCAUCUCGUCGCAGUCAUCGUUGGACGAACAGCGGCGCGCAGGAUCGACCUCGCCUGACUUUCGUCCCAACUCGUGCCCCAGCAGCCCAGGUUCCCAGCACUCGAGCAGAAGCAGUAGCCCCGCGCCCUGCAGUAGCAGCAGUAGCCCCGCAGCAACAGCAGCAGCUACAAGCGUUGGCGUCACGGAUGAGGAGGAGGAGGAGGAGGCGGAGGAGGAGGAGGGAGACGCGCCGCGCCACGGACCGCGCCGCGCCGCCGGCUUCUGCCGCCGCGCGCGCACCGCGUUCAGCACCGCGCAGCUCGCGGAGCUCGAGAGCAGCUUCCGCCGCAGGAGAUAUCUCAGCGUGGCGGAGCGCGGGGAGCUGGGCCGCCAGCUCGGCAUGAGCGACCUGCAGGUGAAGACCUGGUUCCAGAACCGCCGCAUGAAGCAGAAGCGCGAGGAGUUGGGGGCGCGGGGUGGGGGCGCGUUCCCCCACGUCCCCGCCCCCCCGCUGUUCCCCCUCGCCCCGCCCCUCGCCUCGUGGUUGGCGCCGCUGGGGGCUCGGGCCCCGCCCCUCUCAGCACCCCCCGCGUUCGCGGCCCCGCCCUGCUGCCCGUACCUGCUCCUCUACUAGGAGCCCGGACUCGGACCAAAGUGCCGGGGUCAAAAGGGCAGCAACGGGAGCAGAACCCAAGAUCGGACAGCGCUGCUGCUCCUGCUGCUGCUGCUCCCGCUGCUGCUGCUGCUCCCGCUGCUGCCUGUCUGAGAUGGGAGUAGAUUGAUGUAGACCAGGGGUCGGCAACUAACAUAACAUGAAGAGCCAUUUAUAUUGAAUUCGGUAAAAAACGUUAUUUGAAAGGCCGCAAUGCACGUGAAUAACGAAGCAGUCCUUCGAUGUAGCUCAAAGGAGAUGGGAGGGAGAUGGGGGGGGGGGAAAUGUAAAU